Carlito syrichta (Philippine tarsier) is the source of this 1674-nucleotide messenger RNA. RefSeq names its product matrix extracellular phosphoglycoprotein (gene MEPE). The record is from RefSeq and is a predicted model, not a curated record. Gene Ontology annotation, biological process: biomineral tissue development. Gene Ontology annotation, cellular component: extracellular matrix. Gene Ontology annotation, molecular function: extracellular matrix protein binding. Lineage: Eukaryota; Metazoa; Chordata; Mammalia; Primates; Tarsiidae. The transcript is spliced from 4 exons. The coding region runs from base 1 to 1674 and encodes 557 amino acids.
AUGCAAGUUGCUUGCGUGGGACUGCUGCUCUUCAGUGUGACCUGGGCGGCACCAACAUUUCAACCACAGGCUGAGAAAACUAAGCAUGGCUGUGUGGAAGAACGAAGGAUAACGUACAAGGGCCACCAUAAGAAACAUGAGUAUUAUAUUUUUAAGUAUGCUUACACAUCACCUGGGAAGAAAAAUCAGACAGACGUAAAGGAAGAAAAAAACAAAGACAAUAUUGCCCUUCACCAUUUUGACAAGAGAAGGAAUCAAGGGCCACUACCUAGAGAAAAUAUUGUCUGGGAGAGACAGAAAGAUCUGUCCCUUUCUGAAGCCAAUGAAAAUAACCAAAGUAGUAAAUUCCAAAAUCUGUUUGCGAAUAGACAGACACUGAAUGAAGACCAUAGUAUCAGUCAAAAAGAGGAUGUCAACAAUGACCUCAAAAUAUCCAUUGAUUCCAAGUCAAUUAUGAAUAAAUGGACUGAGAAUGGAGAUGAUGCAAUCAGCACACUUCAUGACCAAGAAGAAUAUGGUGCAGCUCUUGUCAGAAAUAAUAUGCAGCAUCUCAUGGGGCCAGUGACUGUGAUUCAACCUUUGAUGGAAGAAAACAAAGAGAACAAACCUAGGAAUGUUCUAAGCAAAGUCUCAGCAGGUAAGCACUAUGCUAAAGGCCACUCAAAAGAUAAAAAGAAUUCUCAAAGAGAUUCCCGAACUCAGAAUAGUCCAGUAAAAAGCAAAAGCACCCCCCGUAUUCAAUACAACACUGACUACCUAAAACAUCUCUCAAAGGUCAAAAAAAUCCCCAGUGAUUUUGAAGGCAGUGGUUACACAGAUCUUCAAGAGAGAGGGGAUAAUGACAUCUUCCCUUUCAGUGGGGAUGGCCAACCUUUUAAGGACAUUCCUAGCAAAGGAGGAGCUAUUGGUCCUGACCUAGAAGGUACAGAUAUUCAGACAGGGUUUUCAGGCCCAGGUGAAGCUGAGACCACUGAUCCUGACACAACAGGGCCAGGUUACAAUGAGAUCCCAGAGAGAGAAAAAAAUGGCAGAGAUACCAUUGGAACCAGGGAUGAAACAGCAAAAGAGAAUGGGGUUGUUGAUGUUAGCCUUGUGGAGGGCAGCAAUGACAUCACGGGUAGCACCCCUUUUAAGGAACUGCCGGGGAAAGAAGGGAACAGAGUGGAUGCCAGCAGCCAGAAUGCUCAUCAAGGGAAAGUAGAGUUUCAUUUCCCUUCUGCACCCUCAAAAGAGAAAAGAAAAGAAGGCAGUAGGGAUGCAACCGAGAGUACCAAUUACAACGAAGUCCCUAAACAUGGCCAAGGCAGCACUAGAAAGGGUACGGCACAUUCCAGUAGGAACCAAGCAACCUGGAAUGAAAAACAGAGAUUUCCUAGUAAGGACAAAAGUCAGAGUCUGCUCGUUCCUUCUCAUGGAAUUGAUAAUGAAAUUAAAAAUGAAAUAGGUUCACAUAAUGGCCCCAACAGUGAAGAGAGCAUAAUCACACAGAGCAGAAAAUAUCAUUAUGGGCCCCAUAGACAAAAUAAGUCUACACGGAACAAGGGUAUGCCACAAAGGAAAGGCUUCCAGGGUUACAGAAAACCCCAUCCCAACAGGAGGCUCAGCCCCGCUGGAAAGGAUGACAGCAGCGAGUCAUCUGACAGUAGCAGUUCAAGUGAAAGCAAUGGCGACUAG